Galdieria sulphuraria is the source of this 702-nucleotide messenger RNA. Its product is annotated as thioesterase superfamily protein. Lineage: Eukaryota; Rhodophyta; Bangiophyceae; Galdieriales; Galdieriaceae. The record is from RefSeq and is a predicted model, not a curated record. The coding region runs from base 108 to 587 and encodes 159 amino acids. Gene Ontology annotation, molecular function: 1,4-dihydroxy-2-naphthoyl-CoA thioesterase activity. The transcript has a single exon. Gene Ontology annotation, cellular component: cytosol.
GUUUAAUGGAUACUGUAUGUUUGUUUUCCAUUGCGACGAUCACUCAGACUUGAGCAGCAGUCCUAUUCUUUGUAUUAUGAAUUGUGGGCAUUGCUGUGUCAAAAGGAAUGCAAUUUGGACGGUUUCUUCAUACAACUUUAUUUCGCAAUGCUUUGCAGAAUAGAAAAUAUUGUUCUGUGGCUUCUACUGCAAAGGAAGUUCUUGAGAGGAGAAUGUGUGGGCUUCCAACUUUACUUGGUUUUAGGAUAGUCGCUGCUGAGCGAGGUUCAGUUACAGCUUGUCUCGAUCUUCGAGAAGAAUUGUUGGCCGCUAAUGGCUAUUGUCAUGCUGGAACAGUUAUUACACUAGCAGAUACUGCUUGUGGUAGUGGAACAUUUUUGUCUCUGCCUUCAGGUGCAAAGAAUUUUACAACAAUUGAACUCAAGUCAAACUUUUUGGGUACUGCUACGAAGGGACAGAUUAGGUGUCUGGCAAGAUUGGAACACGAGGGCCGUUCUACACAGGUUUGGAGUGCAGAAGUAUUUCGUGAAGACGGAAAGAAGAUUGCUCUAUUUCGUUGCACUCAAAUGAUGCUUUAUCCACGUUAGCUAUUGUUACAUUGUUCUUGUGAUGCACUCAAUAUCAUUUAAAAUGUUAUUUCUCUCUUUCUCUUAUUUCCCAACACGAUGAGUAUCAUGUUGGAAUGAACAGUUGUUUUUGUGC